Molecule: messenger RNA, 4716 nt
Organism: Formica exsecta
Lineage: Eukaryota; Metazoa; Arthropoda; Insecta; Hymenoptera; Formicidae
Product: transmembrane protein 145-like
Exons: 5
Coding region: 1449-2924 (491 amino acids)
Biological process (GO): G protein-coupled receptor signaling pathway; response to pheromone
Source: RefSeq, a predicted model, not a curated record
UAUUUUCAAUAUAAAUCAUGUUUUUUUUUUUAGUCCAUUAUGCAAAUUUAUGAAUAUCAGAAUAUUUAUUUCUGAUGUAUCAAUAGAAAUCAUACAAUACAAUAGAUAGGAUUUUACCAAAUGUAAAAACGCAUUAUGAUUUUUAUAGUAUAUAGAAUAUAUGAUGAAAGGCAAGAAUGACGUUUGCGCUGGUUGACGCACUUUUAUAAAUGACAUAUAGUUUUAGCGCGCUUUUAUGAUACGGAUUGAGUAACUCGAGUAUUUUAAUGUGUUGCUGCGUGUGUGUAGCAUCUUCAUAAACUUGCAUGUAACAAACGAUAAAAUAGCUAAUCAUUUUCCUGUUUUUCGAAGAAAAAUUUACAUAAAAUGAGAGAUGAUUAAGCUUGCCAAGUUGUAUCAUAGAAGCGCGCUAAAACCGCUUAAGUAUGCUUUAUGAUAAUUAUAAUCUCAUCACACAAGAAGAUACGAUCAGUUAAUCUUAAAUUAAACAAAUCCGAUAGCAUUUAUAUGUAAAUGAUCAAUUCCUUGAAAAUUUGAAUCAUUCUUAUUCUGAAAACAAAUCUACUUGCGUUCCUACAUAUGGAUAUUUAUGAUGUUUUUGAAACGUUGUCUCUUAUCUAUGCAAAUGAAAAAAAAAAUCUUAAUAAUUUAUUAUUAUUAUCGCAAACGGAAUAAGAAAUAUAUUCAAUAAUAAUCGGUUAUUAUAUCAAGAAAUUUUCACAAUUAAUCGCCGGAUUAAAUCACAUCGUAAUACACACAUAUUCAAUAUCAUCGUGCUCUUCAUCGCCUCGUAUUAUAUAAUAAAAAUAUAUUUUUGACAACUGGCAAGACUCGUUCUGGUGAUGGAAAAAAACUCGCAGCGAAUUCGCGCAUCACAGUUAACUUGAUCGUCAGUCAGUCGUGUUUGCUGAUGUAUUUAAAACUUCUCUCUCUUUUCGCCCUCCCUCUCUCUUCUUUCUCUCUCCCUUCUCUCUCCCCGUGAUUUCUUAACGUACGGCAGUUCGGGAACGUGCACCGUGUCCCCGCAAGGAGAAUCCACCAGGCGAUGUCAGACGAACAAUUUCUCCUCCGAGCGGACCGUCUGUUUGGGUGGGGAAAAUCGAUAGGAAAAGGCGAGUUCAAAACGCGAGGGAGAGUACACAUCACGACGGGUCAUUAACGUUCUCUCCGCGUGCUAACAGUGACGUUUCCGCGGAUAGUCGGCGGUAAUAAAACGACGACAACAAGACGAGAAUGUCGCAACGGCGGAAGUGUCGCGAAGGUCUCGUCGCGUUUCGAUGAGGGAAGUAUUCGUGGACUGGCCGGUCAAGUAUUCGGUCACAUGACGUACGGUAACAGCUGUGGUGCGCGAUAUCGUGCGGUAAAAUGUUGAGGGUGUUCGUCGUCGAUUCUUGACGACGAACGAGGGACGAGGGGAACAGGUCCGAGUGCCGUGUCCGCGCUGAAAAAUGACCGCCCAUCGGCGGUUGGUGCACGUCCUGUGCAUGUGGCUGCUCUGUCUGUCACUGCAGCCGGACUACGCGCACUCCACGCACAUCACCGGUACAUUCAAGGCGACAGAGUUCUUCCGUUUCCUCAUAAAGUUCGGCUUCCAGAAGACCGACCGUCAUCGGCAAAAAGACUCGUACGGUUAUAUAUUCGGCAAUGUGACCGCGACAUCGGACUUCGACGUACCGAUCACCCUGGCGAUAUUGGAUCGCGGUCAUUUCCUCGAGUAUUACGGUAAUCGCACGCUGAUGGACAAGAGCACCGCGUGCACCUACAUGUUCAAUACGUUGAAAAAGAGUUCCUACGAUCCGCACUGCAACGAGGAAGGUCAAGAUUUCCUGAGGCGAGUCCCGUGUCCUCGAGAUAAAUUGUGUCCGGACGAAGACUCUGUAUGGAAUAUUGUAAAGGGACAUCAAUUCACAUAUGUCAUACAGGAUUUCUGGCAACCACGAUUUUGGUAUAUGAGCCUGGUUGCAUGCUACAGAAACAGAACAACCUGUCAGUGGGAGCAUUAUAGCAAAGAUGAUGAGUUAAAAUAUGAUAUCUGGCUAGUAAAUGGCAAUCCGAACAUCAGUGGCCUAAACAGUUUGACUUAUCAGUUCUCCUAUGACAGACAGGAUACUAUGGAGCUAUACUUAUUGUUUUUUCUGUGUUACAUCAUAUUAGUGCCACUGCAGUUGUAUGCAGUAAGAUUGCAAAAGCAUCCUGUAACAAGAUUGUUCACUGCUAGUUUAUUAUUAGAAUUUGUGGCAAUAUGUUUAAUCUUGAUACACGUAUUGAAAUUUGCACUAGAUGGAGUGGGCUAUGAGCAAUUAGAAGUUGCAGGUGAUAUUUUUGAUAUCCUAUCACGGACGUCAUUUAUGUUAUUAUUGCUCUUACUUGCCAAAGGAUGGGCAGUAACGAGAAUGGAAUUAACAUGGAAACCAUUGGUGUUUGCGAUAUGGUUUUGUUAUGGGGUUGUUCACAUCUUGUUAUAUGUAUGGAAUAUGACGGAAGUUGACAUUAUUGAAGACAUAGACGAAUAUCAAACCUGGCCAGGAUGGUUCAUAUUGUUAUUCCGAAGUGCCAUAAUGGUAUGGUUUCUGUAUGAACUUAGAAACACCAUGACAUACGAGCAUAAUACUCAAAAAUUGAAUUUUCUCCUUCAUUUUGGUGCAUCAUCAUUAGUUUGGUUCAUAUAUUUACCCAUUAUAGCACUUAUAGCGCUUCAAGUGAGCGCGCUGUGGAGGUUUAAACUAUUAUUAGGCAUAACAUACUCAGCAGACUGUUUUGCUUAUUGUGUAAUGGCUCAUUUAUUAUGGCCCACCAGAAGUGAACAGUACUUUCUACUUGCGCAAGGUGCGGACAACGGUGAUGAACUGGAUGAAUUUAACGAAGCGCCGCAUGUAUUAAAUAAUUAUGUAGAACCGCCAGAACUCAGUAAAAUAAUCACUUAAUACUCGUCCAUUGAAGGUAUAAUAUUAAACAAUGAUAAACACGAAGUUUCUAAUUACGAAUGAUGUGAUGUACAUUUGCCAAAUGGUCAGUUUAAUAGAAUGGAUAAUAUUCUAAUAUGUGCUAUUGAACUGUGAGAUAUUGUACACAUCUUAUAAUUAGAAGUAUAGCGAUCCUCAAAUUCGGCUAUGUGAUAUGAAGUUAAUAAAUAAUACAGCUGGUGAGUAACUGAUGAGUAUGAUAUGAGUAUAUGUUACUAUCACAAUUUUCAAUUUUAUAUAUGGGAAACCAAGUAAAGCAUGAAUUUUAUUCUUAGCAAUUUUGUAUAUAUGUAUAAAGAAAAAAAAAUUAAAUAUUAAAUAUUUACUCAUUUGAAGAAUGAUAUAUUAAUAUGCAUCUAAUCUUGAUAAUAUUGAUGUAUAUUCUUACAUUAUGUUGCUGACAUUUACAAGCAGAUAACAAACUGAUUUAUAUAUAUAUAUAUAAUUACAUAGAAUGUAAAAUUUAUUAUAUAUAAUAAUACAUUGUCUUCGAAACUUAUCGUGCGAGUGUUUUCUCCAAAUAGCAAUUUUACUUACUCAUAUCAUAUUCAAAAUCUUGAACUUUAAACAUAAUUCAUUUUCCAGCCUUUCUAUAUAAUUUCGGUUAUAUAAAGAAUCCUACAAUACAUUAUAUUGUAUAUAUAAAAAAUUAUUGAAAAUUGAAUUUUAUAGUAAGGUAUAUACAUUUUUAUAUCAUUGUUUAAUUCUUCAUUACUUGUCAUUAUCUUGUAAUUAUUCCAUGUCUACUCUAUACGAACAAUAUUACAAUGUGUGCUUGAACAAGAAUGAUGGUAAAUAAAACUUAUAUAAUUUUCAUAACAUUUUGAUUGUAGUUAAGUGGUUUAAAAGUUGAACACAUAAUUAUAAUGUAUAUGUAUAAAAAGUUAUAUUGAUUUAUGUAUUAUUAGUAGAGUGCAAUCUGUACAAGAUAUUCUAAAAUUAUCAUGUUCUUUUAAGUAUAGACUUUUUGGCCAAUGCAUGUUACCAAUUUGAAUAAUUAAUGAUUGAAAUUGGACAGAUAAUGAAAUUAUUUUCUUCAGGACUAUAGUAGAAUUUGAAAUUUAGAUAAAAAUAACUUAAAAUAUUAAAAAUUGGGAAGAUAAAACAAAUGAUGACUUCUGUCGACGUUUCAAUUGAGGAAAAAUCUUUUGUAAAUUGACCAAAGAAACUAUAGUUAAAAACUGAUAUUAUUAGAACAUUUUUGUAUACCAAAAUUUUUAUAUAUCCACUCUUAUUCAAUGUAAUUUUAUAGAGAGUGUUUAGUUUUUAUCUUUUUUUCAAAAUUUCAUUGUCAAUGCAGUUAUUAGUUGCAUACUUUUCAAAUAUAAUAAUAUUAUAUAUCAAAAUACAAAAGUAUUUAUAUAUAAAUUAUUUCUGAUUUUAUUCAAGUAAUUCAAUGUUGCAUUAGUCUCGAGAGAGAAUAUUAAUUAUUGUAUUUGUUUGAAAAGAUCGGAUAUAUAAAUUUAUGCUAGUUACAAACACGUUUUUCUGUCAUACCAUUAUUGUGCUCAAUCUUGUAACUUAGGUAUAUGUACACUCUUUUGAGAAUAUUUUAAUGCUCAGCAUAUAUAUAUGUAUAUGGGAUUAUGCGAUCGGUAAAAUCCUUAUGUGUGAUAUUUAUAUUUCUGAUAUCCACACUAAAUGAAAGCAAUUUUAGUAUAAACUAUAUUCUUGACUUCUUUAGUUGUCUUCUUUAAUGUAUGCAUGUGUAUGUGUGUGUGAUAAUAUAUUAUAAAAUAUAUUAUUUGGCAAA